This is a messenger RNA of Grus americana (Whooping crane), 3539 nucleotides long. RefSeq names its product Rho GTPase activating protein 30 (gene ARHGAP30). The coding region runs from base 258 to 3464 and encodes 1068 amino acids. The transcript has 12 exons. Gene Ontology annotation, molecular function: GTPase activator activity. Gene Ontology annotation, biological process: small GTPase-mediated signal transduction. The record is from RefSeq and is a predicted model, not a curated record. NCBI's taxonomy places the organism in Eukaryota, Metazoa, Chordata, Aves, Gruiformes, Gruidae.
UUCGACGCGCCGAGGAGCAGGAAGCGGCCUCGAAGGCGGCCGCCGCCUUCCUGCCAUCGCCAGCGGGACGACCCGGGCCCUCGAGGCUGCGUCAGGGCCCCGGGGCCGCCGCACUUCCUUCCCGGGGGCCGCUUCCGCUCGCCGCCGCCCGCCUCCCCCCGGCCCUCGCAGCCGCGCCGGGGCUCCGGGGUCCCCGCACCCCGCUCGGGCCAUGGGCAGGGUCUGACCCCGCCGCCGGGGGGGUCCGCGCCGCCUCCAUGUCGCUGGCGCUGAAGGCCCGGCAGAAGGUGAGGCGCAAGGGCGGCGGCAAGGAGCGGGUUUUCGGCUGCGACCUCCUGGAGCAUCUCCAGCAGUCGGGGCAGGACGUGCCCCAGGUGCUGAGGAGCUGCACCGAGUUCGUGGAGCAGCACGGGGUGGUGGACGGCAUCUACCGCCUCUCGGGCGUCUCCUCCAACAUCCAGCGGCUGCGGCAGGAGUUCGACAGCGACCGCUGCCCCGACCUGCAGAAGGACGUCUACCUGCAGGACAUCCACUGCGUCAGCUCCCUCUGCAAGGCGUACUUCCGCGAGCUCCCCAACCCCCUCCUCACCUACCAACUCUACGACAAAUUUGCCGACGCGGUGGCCAUCCAGAUGGAAGAGGCGCGCCUGGUGAAGAUCAAGGAGGUGCUGAAGGAGCUGCCGGUGCCCCACUACAGGACGCUGGAGUUCCUGAUGAGGCACCUGCUGCUCAUGGCGUCCUACAGCAGCCAGACCAACAUGCACGCCAGGAACCUGGCCAUCGUCUGGGCGCCCAACCUGCUGCGGUCGAAGGACAUCGAGGCGACGGGGUUCAACGGCACGGCGGCGUUCAUGGAGGUGCGCGUCCAGUCCAUCGUGGUGGAGUUCAUCCUCACCCAUGUGGAGCAGCUCUUCGGGGACGCCCCUCUCCGCGGCAGCGAGUCCCCGCGGCGGUCCCUGCUGCUGGGCGGGGGGAGCCCGAGGGACGGUCAGCCCCCACCGUACCACGUGCCAGCGACGCUCAGCCAGGGCGACGGGCCCCCCCCGAUCCGGCCCUACCACACCAUCAUCGAGCUCAACGACCACAGGCAUGCACAGGUGUGCCCCGGCACGCCCGGCGUGCCCAGGCGUGUGCAGGCGUGCCCGGCACCCCUGACGCCUGGGUGCCGCAGGAGGAAGGGCUCCCUCAAGGCCAAGAAGUGGAGAUCCAUCUUCAACCUGGGCCGCUCCAGCCACGAGGCCAAGCGCAAGCUGGUCAAGGCGGAAGAGAAAGAUGACAAGUGCGGUAAGAUAACCCUGCGGCCGGCCAAGAGCAUGGACUCGCUCAGCUCCGUCCCCUUCGCCAGCGACGACGACCCUCGGCUGAGCAAGAAGCGUUCGGUGAGGCAGCCGCCGCAGCGCCGGGACAGCUUCGAUGCCUGCUCCUCGCUGCCGGCCCCGGAGAGCUGCCCCGAGCUGGAGGAGAGCCUGGAGGAGAAGCUGAAGGGGAAGGAGGAGCCGCGGGGCCCCGAGUCGGAGGGCGAGAGCAGCACCAAGUCGGAGCCCACCACCCCCAAAGCCAGCCGGGCCUCGCUGGUGGCCCCCGGCCGCUCGCCCAAGGCUGCCCACAGCCGUGCCGAGAAGUGCGCAGGGGUCCACAUCUCCGGCCCCUUCUCCGUCACCGUCCCGUUCCACAUCACCUCCAACCUCUCCCGCCUGACACGGGGGUUGCCAUGCCCAGCGCUGGCCCAGGCGGCCGCGGGCAGAGAGCCGCCCGCCAGCCCCCCGCCACCCGCCCGCCACUCUACCGGGGACCCCGAGGCGCCCGAGCACCGCACCGGGGAGGGGACGGCGGCCGUGGAGGAGACCCGGCUGUCCCUGGAGCUGCGGGACUCCUUCGCCUUCCUGGACAGCCAGGAGACGUGGCUGGAGGGCGGCGGGGACGGGGAGCCGGCGGCACAGUCCCUGCUGCUGGACACCGGCCCCGGGGACGGCGAGGGGUUCUUGGCCAUAGAGGAGGGGAUGGAGAGCGGGUUCAUGAACCUGGGGGAGCCCCCCGCCGAGCAGCCCGGCAGCUACCUCUCCAUCGAGGAGUGCAUGGACGAGGAGAUGUUCUUCAUGGCUCCCAGCGGCUCCGACGCCGAGGACUGCGCCGGCGACACCGACUCGGACGACAUGUUCCUCAGCGCCCACGACGACCUCAGCCCGCUGGCGGCAUCGCUGGAGCCCCUCGACCAGCCGCUGGGCGAGGGUACGGCCCCGGUACCCCCAGCGCCGGCCCAACCUGGCGCUGCCGUGCCACAGGACAGGUCUCCAAUGCCGGGGCCGGCAGAGCCGUGUCCCACGGAGGAGGAUGCUCCGGGUGAGGGGGAGCAGCCCGGGGACCCUGCCGGGGUGCCAGCUGAGGGGGGGGCACCAGGGAACGGCCAGCCCCCAGGGGAGGAGGGCGGAAGGGAGGGGGCUGCCGAUGGCGGCUCCAGCCCCACCAGAACUGACUCCAGCGCCGAAGCCGGCACAGGGAACGAGGCCGGGGGAGCUGGGGGCUGCGCAGGAGCAGGGCCGGUUCCCAACACAUCGGAUGGGGAAGUCGAAGAGGAUGGACCUGGCUCCGGUCCCCCUGCCACAGAGCCUUCACCGGGGUCCCCUCCCGCCCCCUCGGCAGGGGAGGCCCCCCAGGAGCCGGGGGAGGCCCCCCAGGAGCCAGCGGAGCCCCCGGUCCCCGCGUCCAACUCCGGGGUUGUCCCUGAGGCUCUCGGGGUGGGCGGCCCAGGAAGCAGCUCCGGAUCUCCCUCGCUCUCCGCCUCGGCCCCAGACCUGAGCAGCAUCACCCCCACGGCCCCGGAGCUGAGCGGCGUCACCCCUGCGGCCCCGGAGCCGAGCCAGGCUGAGCCCACCAGCUCAGAACUGGUGUGCCGCGAGCCCGUGGCUGUGCUGCGCCGUGACGGCAGCGCCCCGGUGCGCCUGGCCGCCCGCACCAUCAGGGUGCAGCAGGCUCGGUCGGUGCCCGUGGUGCCCCCCAAGCCCCAGUUCGCCAGGAUCCCCCCGGCCCUGCAGCCCUGGGCGCCGGCGGCGGAGGGCGAUGCCACCACGUCGCCCCGGCGACUCCCCAGCCCCCCGGUGCCAGAGGGGCCUCCCCACCAGUCCGUCGGGGCGAGGAGAGCGGGAUGGCGGGAGGGCGGCAGCAUGUCCUGUGACGAGGCGGUGGCGGCGGCUGCCGAGCAGCAGCUGGCCCAGGCGCCGGCGAGAAAGGUACAGCCCUCGGGCGAGGGGGAGCCGGCGCCCGCCGCCCCCAAGACCCUGCCCUUCCAUCAGGGCCCCCUGAGGCCGCGGCUGCUGCGGCCCCUCAGUUGCGUGGCGGCCCCCGAGGGCGAGGCGACGGGGAGGAACCGGCUGGGCCCGGCCCGGCCUACGGCACAGGCCGAGGGGGCGGUGCUGCCCCCGCCACGGCGGCCGGUGGGCACCAAGGGGGUGGCGGGCGAGCGCUGAGCUCCGGGGCCGGCGGGUGUUGGUGUGCGGCUGUGCGGGCGGCCGCGGAUCAAUAAAGGCGCUGGGCUUUGUCUA